AUGGCUCCGAGCUUCCUGAGUCUCAGGGAGCUUCGUCGCCGCUCGAAAGCCAGCUUCCGCACCGACAAUUCCACCGACGGUUCUAGCGAUGGCGUCGUGAGCCAGCAGACGUCGCCUUCGAGCGGCUCGGUUACGCCUCCGUCCAUUGCGCAGCAGUCGGAUCCCUCGCUUGAUCAACUGGUCAAGAAUAACAGCCCAAUUCCGCAGCUGCAGCCGCAGCAGUCGCCGCUGGCCCGCCCCAUGCUUGCGCCAGGUUCCAAUGGAAGCAGAUACAGUGUCUCGGGCAUGUCUGGCCUCGGGUCGCCCUCCAUUAGCGGCAAGAACAGCAUACCACUAUCAAAAUAUGCGCCGCGGGUGCAUAACGUUGCAGAAAACUCCUGGGUGUAUCAAAAAACGCUCCUCAUAUAUGGUACAAUUGGAGAGCCAGACUCGCCACCGAUCAACGGCAAUGUCGUCGUCAGCCGGUAUGACGACGCCUUCCCGCCCAUUACCUGGCCCGUAUGCGAGUCGCAUUUCAAAGCACUCGUCUAUCUGCAACCCGGUCCAAACAAGUUUCGCCUUGACUUCUCCAGCCCAAAGCUGGUCAAUAGCUCGUCCUCGAACCCCAUCCACGCCUCCUAUCUUACCUUACACAUGCUUCCGACGAUGAACGCACCGCCGCUGCAGCUAGCAAUCCUCUUGGGCAGGGACUCACCAGCAACUUUCGAUGCUGCUCCCGCAAGAGCGGAGCGGGAAGGCAACGGCCUGGAGACUGCCAUAAGAAAGUUUCGAAUGGCGGCAUACUUGUGGCAGGCCUUCACUGCCGAGCAGAUGUGGCGCCACCGGUUGGGCCGGCGCGCCUUCCGGUUUGAAGAGGAGUGGACAUUGGGGUCCUCCAACUACCGCGACAGGGAGCACGGCAUCAUGCGGUCCGAGGCGAGGGUUCACGUCAUCCGGUCUGACAAGACCGUAGCCGAGCUGCGGGACUUGAACCGGGCACAGCAAAACUCCAAGGCCACCGACAAGGAUGCCCUCUUUGGCAUCGCCGCCGAUGCCGUCAAAAGCUACUUCAACCCGCUUCCCGGACAGAAGCACUACGUCUCGGUCUUGCUGCUCGAUGCGCACUGGGAUGUGGACGCGCAGACCAUCACCGGUCAUGCCGCCCUCGGUGGCAAUGCAGGAGACUUGCAGCUCGCAAUCUUCGGCUCGCAUUGCCUGCAGAGCUACCCCACCAGCUUCGAAGAGGUGGUGCCCGCAUUCACCGACUGCACGCCGACUGACACCAAUUACGUUGCCAACGACUGCAACGAUGCAGGAAGCUCGUGGGAAGCCGCCAACAUCGGCAUUGGCGCGCACCUGCAUGAGACAGGUCAUUUGUUUGGCUGCCCGCACCAAGAAUCCGGCAUCAUGCUCCGCGAUUACGUUGUCCUCAACAGGACGUUUGUUCCGCGCGAAGCAUAUUCGACGAGGACCAAGUCGAAAGGCGGCCUUGCUCUGCAGGAAGAUGAAUGCGGCUGGCAUCGUCUGGACGUGCUCCGAUUUCGCGCCCAUCCCGCGUUCCGCCUGCCAAGCGACCCGCCCAUGAAUCCGGACGAGAGCGUCCAAGCGUUUGCAACAGAAGGUGGCAGCAUCAUGGCCAUGGCAGCAACAGGGAUCACCUUUGUGGAGCUGUUCGUUGAAGGAGAGGACGUCUGCCACACGUGGAUCGAGUUUCCGACUGACAGCUCACCGAUUCAGCGACAGGUCUCGCUCCACGAACAGGAUUUAAAGGCAAGACUGCCAGAGGCGAAGCGAAAAGGGCGCAUCAGCAUAUCGAUCAAGUCGCACGGCGGUGGCUCGUUGACGAUAGAUGACGUCCAGGCCUUUACGAACAAGAAGUCAUUCGUGAAGCUUGGAAACGGCAAGCUGGCCUCGAGGAGCCUCAAGCUGGGUCAGUCUAAGAUGGAAGGCAGUAAGGACGAUGAAGUGAUCUUCACAAGCGCCAUCAAACAGGGAAGGGCUAUGGCUCGGAUUAUCGUCUACCAUGGCUCUGCCGUCGACGGCCUGGAGUUUGUGUACGACGACGACUCGAGACAGCUCUUUGGAAGCCGCGGCGGAAAGGAGGGCGGCGAUGCAGUCGAAUUCGACCUUCGGCGUGGGGAAUAUCUGAGCGGCUUCAUCGUCCGAGCCGGCUUCUGGAUCGACGGCAUACAGAUUUUGACAAGCCUUGGACGGAAGUCGGCCAUGUUUGGCAAUGCUUACGGCGGUGCCGCGCACACUCUAAUUCCUCCUCGUGGAUAUUCCAUUUGCGGCGUCUCCGGCUCAUGCGGGCCAUGGGUGGACGGCUUCUCGACCCUGAUCAGACGCUGA
Purpureocillium lilacinum is the source of this 2328-nucleotide messenger RNA. RefSeq lists its product as uncharacterized. The record is from RefSeq and is a predicted model, not a curated record. Gene Ontology annotation, cellular component: cytoplasm. NCBI's taxonomy places the organism in Eukaryota, Fungi, Ascomycota, Sordariomycetes, Hypocreales, Ophiocordycipitaceae.